Schistocerca cancellata (South American locust) is the source of this 1611-nucleotide messenger RNA. RefSeq lists its product as uncharacterized. The transcript has 4 exons. Lineage: Eukaryota; Metazoa; Arthropoda; Insecta; Orthoptera; Acrididae. The record is from RefSeq and is a predicted model, not a curated record. The coding region runs from base 984 to 1439 and encodes 151 amino acids.
GCAACACGAGCCGUCCCUCGCCGCAACAUGUGGUGGCCAGGCGCUCAGUUUAUCGCGACACAUGACUGCCGUCGCGCGCGUGACCAAAGGCCAUCUCUGCUGCUACAGCGAGGAGAGACAGGUGUCCGUUCGACGCGACGUAACUAGUGCAGUGGCUCGCGCAGCAUUCCUGUAAAUCUUCUAGGCGCGUCAGGCGUAGAAAGUGUACCGUACUAGUAGAAUCCCGAGGAAAACAUAUAAAGAACGGGAGAAACGCAUUAUAUCAAGUACGGUUUAACUAUGUCGGAAGGAGUAUCAUAAGAUCCAUUAGUAUAUUUGUUCGUACGUAUCACAACUACUCCCGUGAUAGGACCGCAUCACUCGUAGAAUAUUUUUGUUAGGUUUGCUGUGGCUUGAUCGGUAAAACAUCCAGUCACUCAUGUGCCAUUCCAUGUUUGGCUAAGCAACUGUCGUAAUCUACUAAUCGGAUUUCAACGUUGCGGACUGUCAGUUUCCAUUUCAUUUCCACGAAACAUAAUUCUCGACUCUAUAAACACAUUGAAAUUUUAGUCGUCAGUUGUCCGUAUAAAAAUACAGACAUCUGUUUCUUCAUCAUGUUUAAAUCGCGUGAAAUUUUUAAUUAUCCGCUACAAUGUUCCGUUUGGCGUACAUAAUUGAAGUCUGUUGGGAAACGAUACGUUCUGAGUGCUAGUUUUCAACGUGUGUCUGUCAACUGUUUCUGGUCGACUGUUCGAACUUGAGAACGUUAUCGAUUAUUUUGUUGAUUUGAUUCGGCUGAUGCUUUUAAUGAACCUCUCUGGAGAAGGAGUGGCAGUUUCCCACGCCGCAGCCCUAUGGAAUCACCUGUGACAGCUCGGUGAGCGAUUACACGAGAUAGCAGCCUUAUCACAGUAGUCUGAGAGGCUGGUUCUUCGUUCACUUGAUUAACAGCGUAACGGCUAGUGUCGAACGUUUUUAUUACUGACCUCGUCGAGACACUCGCAAUGACGUGCACGGCAUUUCUUCAGAAAUGGAAACUGCUCACUUUCUUCAUUCUGCUCACUGUUGCACACUCAUAUGUGGAGGGUUCCUACAGCGUCCGUGAUGAUGAGGGCUGCCAGGAGAGAUCGUGCAGCACGUGCAGCAGGUCGCCGGCGUGCACCGUCAACCACUCGUCGCGAGGGGGCGCCACGCACAGGUGCUCCGCUGUCGAGGCGCCGGGCAGGCUUCCGCGUCCGGCCGCCUGGCUGCUUGUGGCGCUGCUGUCUGCGAUCGCAGGCGGCACUGCCUGCUGGCUCGCCAACCUACUGGCGCCACCGCCUGGCUGCGGUCGCAAAACGUGCAGGCAGCGCUCUCCACGAGAUCACCAGCUUCCAGCAGAUACGUCGGGAACUCGUAACAGGACUGGACGACAGGCGCAGACCGACAUGCCAGGCAACAGCCAACUCGGUGCCACAUGACUACCACCAUCUGGUCCUUGUCGACCACUUGGCAGUGGCGUCAAAUCGAUGAAUAUGCAGUGUUCGUCAAUGCGAUGUAUACUGGCUGCGUCCUGUAGGUUACGGCUCUAUUUAAUGUCACAUAAUCAGAAGAUUGCGUAAAAUCACUCAUCAUUAAAUCCUUUACAAUGAC